Populus euphratica (Euphrates poplar) is the source of this 1144-nucleotide messenger RNA. RefSeq names its product dihydrolipoyllysine-residue acetyltransferase component 2 of pyruvate dehydrogenase complex, mitochondrial-like. The coding region runs from base 59 to 469 and encodes 136 amino acids. The transcript is spliced from 10 exons. The record is from RefSeq and is a predicted model, not a curated record. Lineage: Eukaryota; Viridiplantae; Streptophyta; Magnoliopsida; Malpighiales; Salicaceae.
CUUUCCAAGAAAGAAAGAAAAACCUAAAAAAGAAGUUGUCGUAGCUCCAGCAGUAGUCAUGGCGUAUGCUUCUCAACUAAUCAAACACUCAAAGAAGUUAAGAAAUGUGGUUUCCAGCUUAAUGCGGCAUGAUCACGCCAGUUUGGCUCGUUGGUUGUCAAAUGAUUCUCACCUCUCUGCUGUUGCAUGGAAGGUUAUGGACAAAAGGAGGUAUUCAAGCACCGCUAAUCACGCUGUAACGUCAUUUGGUGCAUCUAGGAAAGAUGUUUCUAGGAUGAUAAUGAAAGUUGGAAACCCAAUUUCUGGACCACUGUUAACAAAGGAUUUUUCUGGUUCACAGGUACACUGGAAGAGAGGAUUUUCGUCUGAUUCAGGUCUUCCUCACUACCAAGAGAUUGGAAUGCCUUCGCUCUCACCCACAAUGACUUCAUCUUAUAGGAAAACAAUGCAGGCUUGGUCUGCUAAGUGAUUCUUUCUGAAAUUUCAGGGUAAUAUAGCAAGGUGGUUGAAGAAGGAGGGUGACAAUUUCACCCGGUGAAGUUCUCUGUGAAGUUGAAACUGGAGGCACAUUUACGGUUUCCAACCUGGGAGGGCCCUUUGGCAUCAAAAAUUUUUGUGCAAUCAUUAAUCGUCCUCAAUCAGGCAUUCUAGCGGUUGGCUCUGCUGAGAAGAGGGUCAUCCCUGGUUCGGGUCACGAUGAUUUCAAAUUCGCUUCCUUCAUGUCAGUGACACUAAGCUGUGAUCAUCGUGUUAUAGAUGGUGCAACCGGUGCCGAAUGGCUAAAAGCUUUCAAAGGCUACAUUGAGAAUCCCGAGUCAAUGUUGCUGUAGAUCGCUAGGUGGCUGCUCUCAUCAUUUCUUUCAGUAGACAUCUCUUUUUUGGCUGUGAUUAACACCAGAGGUACUUGAUGUAAUCCCAAUUGCCAUUGCUGAGUUCUAUUUGUUUGGCGUUUAUGUAUCACCAGGAAACUCUUUAUAGCAACAACAUUUGGUGGAAUAACCGAAUAUUAAGUGGGGCAUUGAGGCUUGAACUGCAAACUCAAUUUUUGCCCUCGCAGAGGGUAAUAACCCCCAUUUAGUGGGUAAUGCACAAGACCUUUUCUCCCCUUCAAAUUUAACAUCUAAAUAGAUGAAUGAUUCAAUGA